Molecule: messenger RNA, 850 nt
Organism: Lentinula edodes (shiitake mushroom)
Lineage: Eukaryota; Fungi; Basidiomycota; Agaricomycetes; Agaricales; Omphalotaceae
Exons: 3
Coding region: 152-793 (213 amino acids)
Source: RefSeq, a predicted model, not a curated record
GUAUUGUACAAGUAAAGGCGUCGAGACGGUGAGAAAGGGAAAAUGAUAGGGGCUGCGUACUUUAUGACAACGCACACACUGCAUUUUCUGGCUGAAGACUAUCCUGCUCACGAACCGUAUUUCCCAUCUGUCUUCACACCGAUAAAGCACCAUGUUUCGAACAUUGUCUUUACCCCUUCUCGCUAUCCUCGUCCUUGUCUUCAACUUCCACAGGGUGUUUUCCAUGCCUUUGACACUCAAUGCUACUUCAGAGCAACCUGCGCAACGACUCCCGAACAAUGUCAGAGUUCAAGGUUUAUACCUGAUGAUCAAGCGCACCGACUCUCAAAGCACCAAGCAUAGUUACUCUCACUACGCACCAGAUGAAGAGUGGGCGUUUUACGUCGGCAAUACUCACGCAUUCCAAUCAAUGGUCAAAGACAAACGGCUAAUACCCAAAGAGCUCGACAAGCCUCCCAGGUAUAAUACGCCUAAUAACAAUUCACCUACUUAUCUCGAGGUGUAUGUCAACUUCGAAAAUCGUGAGGCUAUGGCGUCGGCUUUCGAAAUGAUGUGUUCCAUGAUCCGUGGAUUUGACACCAACCUGCAGUUCAUCGAUAGAGCCAUAGGCCUCCUAGUGAAAGAGUUGAAGGUGGUCUACGAGCGUGAUAGUAGGACCAACGUUGAGAAACAGGUAACAGAGUUGCCGAAGAAGUGGAUUGCAAUGUACGAUGCGAUGAAGCCCAUAGGUCCAGCUGGGGCGAAGGUACCUGAAGAUACAUCCUCCAACGAAGUUGUGGAAAAGGCAUUUUAAAAUAAUACAAUUAUCUGCGCUCGUUCGAGCGACCAGUUCUCCAUACUAUCAUUGAGG